Molecule: messenger RNA, 878 nt
Organism: Paralichthys olivaceus (Japanese flounder)
Lineage: Eukaryota; Metazoa; Chordata; Actinopteri; Pleuronectiformes; Paralichthyidae
Gene: ptgdsa
Product: prostaglandin D2 synthase a
Molecular function (GO): small molecule binding
Source: RefSeq, a predicted model, not a curated record
GGUGGGUGGAUCAGGACCCAAAAACAAACAUUGCCUCAGGCUGUGCCACUCUGUACCUGUGUGUGGACUGCCUGCAGUUCACUUUAGGCUCCUCUCAGAUAGCCUCUCUCAACCUUUCAGCACCUUCUCUUCUCCUCAACCUGCAGCCAUGAGGACCACGGUGCUCGCUGUUGUCAUGGUGAUGUGUGUGAUGAUGGUGGCCGCAGAUGUGAAGCCACAGCGAGACUUCAACCUGCAGAGGUUUGCAGGGAAAUGGUACCGUGUGGGUCUGGCCUAUGACUCUCCAAGUUUUGCCCCCUACAGAGACAUGGUGAAGGCGUCUAUGGGCAUCAUCAAAGCGCUGCCCAACGGCAAUGCUAACCUCACCAUGUGGGAAGCCAGGCCUGGGGACUGUCGGAGUCACUCGUACCACUAUGAGGCGACCGGCGUUCCUGGACAGUUCACCUACUUCAGCCAACGCCAUGGCAUUGUGAAGGACGUCACAGUGGUGGACACAAACUACAAUGAAUACGCUGUGGUUCUCAAACACAAGGUUUUCAACAGGGAGUACACACAGGUUUCACUUUACGGUCGUUCCCUAAAAAUGAAGACCGAUAUCAUUCAGAGGUUUAAGGGCUUCGCCUUGUCCCAAGGUUUAUCUAGAGAAUCUAUUCUGAUUCCUCCUCCAGCAGAAAACUGCCCACCAUCUGGAUCUGGACGUUAGGUCGCUCUGUUUCUUUUGAAAACCAAAGGCAGUUCAUUUCAGAUUCACGUGUGUGUGUGUAUGUGUGUGUGAGUUUCUGUUUCUGCCUCCAGGUUCCCUGAUGCACCUGAGAUCGAGUGUUUUCUGCUGCAGACCUGUACUUUUUCCUCAGCCUUUACUCUGAAGUACAGAAAAG